CAGCUUUCGGAUUUAAAAUCACACAUCAGUGAACGUGACGGAAGAAUGAAGAAAUGUAAAGAGGAUGCAGAGACACACACCUGAGCCCUGUGUAAAAAUCUGAGGAGUGAGAUGAUACCAGAGCCCUCAGCCACAGCUGCAUCCAGGCCCUCAGAGCAGAAUAAGAGCUCCCAUGAUGAGGCAAACUCCUCUGGUGCUGUCAAUCAUUCAGAGGAUGAGUCGGGGAAUGAGAAUAGACGAAAAAGUGUGAGAAGAAGGAAAAGAGCACAUAAGGGCUCAGAGAAUGUCAAACGCAAAAGUGCCAGAGCCAGCCGCAGCAGUGUUAACAGAGCAGGAGGCAGCCACAGCAAAAGGAGGCAUGUGGAGGCCGUCACCCUGUUUGAGGUGAUCACCAUGGGCAGGAGUGCCAUGCAGGCGGUGAUAGAUGACUGGGUUGAGGCGUAUGUGACGGACAGAGACUCCUCUCUCCUUGAUCUCAUCAGCUUCUUCAUCCAGUGCUCUGGGUGCAAAGGCGUGGUCACAGCAGAGAUGUGUCAGAGCAAAGAGGACAGUGAUGUGAUGAGUAAGAUGGUCGAGGAGCUGGACGAGGUCGCCAGUCUGCAGUACAAGAAGUUUCUGGCCUUUCCAUGGAUCCUCACAGUCACAUGGCCCAUGGACACGGAAAGUGUGGAGUAUCCUCUCACACAGUCUGGCCCGUACGGUCGCUGGUUCCACUCUGAGUUCUGCGAGUUCGUGUCGGUGCUGGUGGCUCAGUGUCAGCGCAGCAUCAUCUUUGACGGUUACCUGAUGAACACACUGAUCUCACUGCUCACAGAGCUGUCCGAUUCUUACGUACGAGCCUUCCGACACACCUGCACGCUCGCAGCGAUGAAGCUGCUGAGCUCUCUGGUGGGCGUGGCUCUGAGUCUGAGUGUCGGGAUUGAAAACAGUCAAAAACUGUACAAGGUGCAGAAGACAAAGACCAUGAGGCAGAAAAGCACACCGCAGCUGGAGAGAGUACAGAAGAAGAUCACAGAGCUGCAGGAGAAGAGGGUGGAGAUAGAGAGCAUGAUGGAUAUCAUCUUCAAAGGAGUUUUUCUCAAGAGAUAUCGUGAUGUUCUUCCAGAAAUCCGUUCUAUCUGUGUGGAGGAGUUGGGUCUGUGGAUGAAGCUCUACAGUUCUGCUUUUCUCAAUGACAGCUACCUCAAAUACAUGGGCUGGAUGAUGAACGACAAAAUACCAGAUGUGCGUCUCAAGUGUGUGUUAGGUUUGCAGGGUUUGUAUGGAGAUCCUCUGCUUCUCCCCAAACUAGACCUGUUCACCAGCCGUUUCAAGGAGCGGAUGAUCUCCAUGACGCUGGAUAAGGACAAUGAAGUGGCAGUGCAGACCAUGAAACUACUGGUUCUCAUCUCCAAAACAUCUGAUGAUGUGCUCAGUCCAGAGGACUACAAGCAGCUCCUCCAGUUUGUUUACUCUUCACAGCGACCUCUCGCAGCCACCGCAGGGGAGCUGCUCUUCUCAAGGAUUCUCAACACUGUAGCUCCUGCAGCUGAUACUCAGGAUGAACUAAAUGAGGAGGAGGCACAUAAACAGCAAACAUAUGCCAGACUGAAGGCUCUGUUGCAGUUCUACCAGCAGUCUGAGCUGCACAAACAUGUGGUGUACCUGGUGGACGGUCUGUGGGACUGUGCCGGAGCUCUGCUGAAGGACUGGGCCGCGCUCACAUCCAUACUGCUGCAGGACCCUUCCUCACACGGUCCAGGUCUUACACUGGCAGAACAAGCAGUGCUUGUAGAGGUCCUGGUGGCGUCGGUGCGUCAGGCCUCAGAGGGACCAGCCCUGCCCGGGAGGAGUGGAGCAAAGAAGGCAAUGAGCGCCAGAGAAAAGAAAAUUCAGAGUGAUGACUGUGCGAAGCUGACUGAACAUCUCCUCGUGGUGCUUCCAAAGUUACUGUCCAAGUUUUCCAGUAGCCGGGACAUUGUUGCUUCCCUGAUGAGGAUUCCUCAGUACUUCCUCCCCGAGUGUCCUGAGGCUGAAAACUCACAGGCAGUGUCCAGCCUGGUGGCAGGGAUGGGAGCUGUUUUGGACCUCCACUCAGGCCCCGCUGUUCUGGAGGCAGCGGCCCGCUCGUACCUCAGUCUGUGUGCGGAGGAGACGACCUGGUGCUCUAUGGCCCGGGCUGCCAGAGACUCUCUGGUCCAGACCUGGGUGGACCAACUGUCAGUCCUGCUGGAGGACUCACUGAAGGUGAGGUGCACCGUUUCACUGUGUGGCCAGAAGUAUGGUGACUGUUUCUCUGCUGAUGAGGAGAAAACUAAAGAAAUUUUACUGGUGCUGAAGAAGCUCAGAGCUUUCCACAACUGUCACAACCUCUCUCAGUGGAGUCUGUUUGAGCUGCUCUCUCCUCUCCUGUCAGCGGAGAGCAGCCAGGGAGGAGCACCACCUGAGGUGCUGCUGGAAGUUCUGCAGUGUCUCUGUUACUUCACACUCUGGUCUCUCAACACGAGCGGCGAAGCUCUCACUUCCAGAGAGAAGGCUGUGGCCCAGAGGCUGCAGCUGCGUCUGUUCUGUGAGAGGAGUCACCGCUGUCUCUCCCACUCUGACCACGGUGUGCGGCAGCAGGCUUUUCUGGGUGUGUGCGAUGUCCUGACGGCUCAUUCCUACCAGCUACAUGUGUGGGACCCCACCUCCUUCGGCCCGCUGCUCUACACACCUAGUCCCAAACUGCAGAGGGCGCUGUUGACCUUCGUAUGCAUGCAGGUCUUUGUUGGCCCGGACUGUGACGGCCAGAGCAGGGUGAGUGAAAACUCUGAGGUGGAGAAGCUGGAGGACCUUCACAAGCGAAGAAACCUGCUCGCGGCCUUCUGCAAACUGAUAGUGCACGGCGUGCUGGAGAUGAGCAUGGCAGCAGAGGUCUUCAUGUACUACAUGAAGUAUUAUAACGACUUUGGAGACAUCAUCAAGGAGACGAUGUACAGGACCAGACAGAUAGAUAAGAUAGAGAGUUCUCGCACACUGGUGCUCUGUUUGCAGCAGCUGUUUGUGCGUCUUAAAAAGGAGCAGGAGAGCGGUGGUAGGGCUCACCCAGGGGUCCAGACCUUCACCAGCAUCAAGGAGCUGGCUCGGCGCUUUGCUCUUACCUUUGGUGACCUUGUCAAGUUUCGUGAGUGCGUCGUCGUGAUCCACAGGAACGGGAUAGAGUUUGUGUUCCAAGAGUUUAGCCAGACCCCAGAAACACCUACACCACUGUACCUCUCCUACCUGACCAUCCUCAGUGAGUUCUCCAGCAAACUGCUCAAACCAGACAAGAAGACGGUGUUCUCCUACCUGCAGAAGCACACUGCGGAGCACAUUAUUGACCUCAGAGAGGAGUGCUGGCAGCCACUUAUCUACUAUCGUGCUUCGCUACUGGCUGCAGCUGAAGGGGAGGACGCUGUGUCCUAUGUUAGCUCUGACAGGAAACCCCACCUGCCCAAUCGCUCGCCUUUCUCCAAACAAAAAUUAGAAGGAAGCAAGUCCCCCUGUCCGUUCAGCCCCACUGACUCCAAAGUCAGUAAAGGUCACAGGUCAAACUUCAGUCCAAGCCAUCAGGAGAGGACAACUGAUAUCGAUCCGUUUUCUGUUCCACUGGAACCUGCUGCAAGAAGACUGAACAUCGAGGGAUCUGUCCUCAGCAUGAGCAACGAGGUGGACGAUGACACCGUGGAGAUUGAACUUUAAAUAUGAGGAUCUGGGGAACACAAGUCCUCCUGUAUGAACGGUAAGACCUCACUGGACGUCACAAACUCUUAGAGACGGUUUCCUUUUUUUUCUUUGCACCUUCUAACUGGCGCUGUCUGUGUUCAGAUGUUCAGACAUCCCAGCGACCAGUUUUUGUAUUAUUCUCCAAGAAAAGUUUCUUGAAUGUGCUGUAUGUUACGUUUUUUAAGCGGAAACAAGCUUUAAGGAGAAGUGUGGGGAUGUUCUAUAUUUUUCUUAGUCAGCAAAUACCCCCAAAAAAAGACCAAAACCAACAAUUAAUUGAUGCUUCUAACAAGUAUUCAAGCCUUACUGUUGCGCUGGGUGACAUGUUCCCUCAUUACCAGAAACAUGUUUGAGUCACUCCCACAUACAUGGUCCUGAUCUCAUUCUCAUUUGAGCACCAAAUGUGGAUUAAUCCACCACUGAAAAUAGUCCCCAGCAAAUGCACUAUUUACUCAUAAAGCUAACACAUAUAAUAACUAAUAAACUAAAAGCUAAAAGUGCCCAGCUGUUUUGGGGAACAACUUUGCCUUUUCAAAACGUGUUACUAUAUAUUUCUGAUUCAUUUUUAAGAUUUAAACAUGAUCAAAAAGAUCUUCAGCAGGUGCAGAUGGGCUUGGGUCUGAGCACCAUAGAAGGGUAGAGAAGUGGUCGGUUUUAGUCUUUUCAUGGAGUAUUUUAAAAAUAAGAAAUGUAUAGAAUACCACCAGCCUUACUCUUGAAAUAAUUUCAGAUUAUGGUAUAAUUUAUUCACAGACCACUUUGAGGACAAAGUGUAUAAGUAUGUGUAUUAUUUUUUUAUUUUUUUAUUCACAGCUUUACUGUAGACUGUACUUGAAUGUUACAGGUCACACUAGAUGAUCGAUCUUUUAUAUUUUCUUUUGGAUCACACUCAGGUCCAAGAUUUAUCUUAGUAUCAUCUGGGGUUAAUUAAGAAAUAUCCUUUACUGUCCUACCUGCCAGUUUAUUAUUGCUCCUCAUAGGAAAUGGUUGGCUUGAAGUUACCCAAACACUACUUAUGUAUGUAACUACUUAUGCUGUAAAUUAACUUAAAUAAAAAAAAAUCCAAGCGAGUACAUUUUUCCAAGA
Seriola dumerili (greater amberjack) is the source of this 4809-nucleotide messenger RNA. RefSeq names its product cohesin subunit SA-2-like. Gene Ontology annotation, molecular function: chromatin binding. NCBI's taxonomy places the organism in Eukaryota, Metazoa, Chordata, Actinopteri, Carangiformes, Carangidae. Gene Ontology annotation, cellular component: cohesin complex; chromatin; nucleus. Bases 112 to 3699 code for a protein of 1195 amino acids. The record is from RefSeq and is a predicted model, not a curated record. The transcript has 32 exons. Gene Ontology annotation, biological process: sister chromatid cohesion.